AUGUCGAAAACCUUUCCAGCACUAUCUAUAACCGGGAAAAAUUACGCUUCUUCCGCCACCUGCAACUAUGUUUUCCUCCCUCUGUACGACUAUGGGUCGGCUUAUGGAAUCACGGCUGAAAUUGAUCGAGCGAUUAUUGGUCUUAGCCCUGAUAUUAUUCUAGAAUCUUGUUACGAGAUUCAGUCCCGCCUGGACAAGAGGCUGAGCCACGUCUCUCAUAUCUUACCUCUUCGGGAAACGUCAAUACUUUGCAAAAGAAUGUUCUCAUCCGCUCGAGAUAGCCGGCUAGACUUUGCGUUAACAACUCUUGACUUGAAGAGCAUCCCUGGAAAACUUAUCCACGAUAUCACCUCGACCCCUCUUCACUGUGCCCUACUCAUCGUCGAGAUGCGCCACAUCAACACAGAACGGAGGAGCGCCGGAGACAGAAUUUUUAAAGAUCUUUUGGACAGCCUGGAACUUGCUACGCACUCUGUGUUUUCGAUGCUUGCGAAUCUUUACCGCGAGACACCGGACUCAUUGAGAAUCCAGAUAUCAACCCAUCAUGGAUUUGGAGUCUUUCUAGCAUUAGGGAUGCUUUUUGAGGCCUACGGAUCACGGUGUGCGCCAGUGAACACUGUGUACCUUCUAUCUGGUCACGUACUGGAGAGAGAACACUGCUCUGGGCACGCGCUUACACAUUUCAAGACGGUCUGCAAGCUAAGGAAAUACAUCUUAUCAGUAUUGGAACCAUCACCUGAGGGGGUCGGCGCGGAGAUUCAAAUUUGGGAGCACUUACUUGAACGACUUCUGACGGCAUUGAACUCUUUCCCAUGUGUCGCCAGAUACGACGAUAACCAUCCUCACUGGUUAGGCUUAAUUAGUGUACUGCACAACGAGGCAAAUUCCUUACCAGAGGUUAUGGGGACUGCAAGGUUUCAGCGUUUGCUCGACAGACUUUGA
Molecule: messenger RNA, 942 nt
Organism: Hymenoscyphus albidus
Lineage: Eukaryota; Fungi; Ascomycota; Leotiomycetes; Helotiales; Helotiaceae
Source: the annotation of a GenBank genome assembly